Megalopta genalis is the source of this 1713-nucleotide messenger RNA. RefSeq lists its product as uncharacterized. Gene Ontology annotation, biological process: regulation of hippo signaling; cell migration; negative regulation of organ growth. Lineage: Eukaryota; Metazoa; Arthropoda; Insecta; Hymenoptera; Halictidae. Gene Ontology annotation, cellular component: cytoplasm. The record is from RefSeq and is a predicted model, not a curated record. Gene Ontology annotation, molecular function: kinase binding; ubiquitin binding; molecular adaptor activity.
AUCAGUUGUAUUGCGAGUUAUCAAAAUACGCAAAGAUGGCUGAAGAAUCUGACAGGAGUCAAUUGCCACCCGGUUGGGAAUGUAGAUAUGAUAUCAGAAGUGGACGUCCAUAUUUUAUAAAUCAUUUUAAUCGAACGACAACAUGGGAAGAUCCAAGAGUAAGAUAUUGGCAGUAUUCUCAGUACAUACAAUCACAAAAUUCAAUGGCACUGAGUUCUGCUACGACUGUAACUUCCCAAGAUAUACCUAUGCAGACUGGAGGAAAUGGAGGUGGUGGACACAUAGGUUAUGCAGGAGCUCACAGAGCUCCGCAAAUCUAUCCAACACCGUCUCCCUAUCUUAAUCCACAACUUGCAUUUUUACCUCCUAGUCUACAGGAGCUAAAAACUCCGUUAUCGUUGAAAUCAGUUAGUGCAAUGACAAAUAGACUUGGAGACAUGACGUUAGGAUCGCCAACACCAAUAAAGAACAUGGAGACAAGUUUGACACAAAAUUCAGAUACCGAGUUGCAAGUUGCUAAAAUCAAUGCCAUGUUCCCAACAGUGUCUGACACCCACAUUCGACUUCUUCUAAAAAAAUACCAUAACAGAGCAGCUUUGGUUGUCAGCGCUCUUCAAGUGGAAAAGAAUCCCCUUUGUACUCCAGGACCAUGCACACCUGUGGGAGUGCAUUCAAACUAUGCAAUACCAAGAUGGAGAUUACCACCUCACACUAUACAUGCAGCUCUAACAUUGAGUCCACCUCGGGGAACUCGGCCAACCCCUAACUCCCCAAAAAUGAAACUUAGGUACCUGAAAAAUAUAUUUCCCAAAGUGGAAGAGACUAUGUUGCUUGAUAUUUUGGAACAAAGUGAUAAUAAUGUCCAGAAAGCUUCAGAAAAACUGAUUGAUUUGGGCUAUGAGAAACGAAAUCCUACAGCUCCUAGAUCAUUAGCAAGGAAGAAGGAAGAAGAACAAGCAGCGAGAAAUAAACAACAAGCUGCUCCUACUCCUCCACCACGAAUGAAAAGUUUAGAGGAGAAAAAUAAAAUGAAAGCACGUUUAAUGGAGAAAUAUAAGACCGUACCAGAAAGAGUAAUAGCGCUUGCAAUGGAUAGUGUUGAUUAUGACGAAGAGAGAGCUAUACAUAUAUUGGACAUUAUGGUUACAGAAGAAGCUACAAAACCUCCAUGUGCAUCUAGCAGUGAGAACAAUAGAAGUGAUGAAAAAGAAGACAGCCCUCCAAUAACUGAAGCAGUAAAAUUAACCGCUUCACCAAUUAAGAAAGUAAUAAAAGAUCCGGAAGUGGAAAAAUCUAAGCGAUGUAAAAAUAAGAUAGAAAUACCAAAAGUCUCUCGAGGAACCAGUACUAGAGAAGAUAAUGAAUAUAAAUCUCCAUAUCUAACAAAACCUGUUGGACCAAAUUCUGAUUUACCAAAGGGAGCCAAUAAUGAUUUACUUCUUCCCGAUUAUGCGCCAUGGUCAGGGCCAGAUCCAAAUUUGAUAACAAAUAACACAUUUACCAAAAUAGUGUCACAUGGGCAUGAUACAGGCUUAGUUUCUGGAAAAUUUUAUACUGCUAAAGGUCCAGAUCCACAACUGAGGAAAGGUCCAUUACGAGGGUUAACUCAAGGUUCCAUUUAUUCCCAAAGGAAUGCAAUAAAUUCAGAAUGUCGUGGUAAAUGAAACUUAUGUAAUUGCUUUUUUUUUAAUUUAUAUAUUUGUUAAAACGAAA